AGCGCUCAGAUCUGCUGAAAUUCACCACAAUGUGAGACGCAAUGAAAGCAGGGGGAGCAUCACUACAAAACACACUACAGAGAUGGAGGAUGAUUUAUUCCAACUAAGACAUCUGCCUGUUGUCAAGUUUCGCCGAACGGGGGAAAGCGCCAGAUCCGAAGGAGACAACAUUUCAGGAGAGCAUGAAAUUCAGAUUGCCCCUGUCCAUACUAAUUUGGAAGCAGUGGAGCUGGAAGAUGGAGCCACAAUCCCAAAGGAGUUUGCCAAUCCAACUGAUGAUACGUUUAUGGUGGAAGAUGCUGUGGAGGCCAUUGGUUUUGGAAAGUUCCAGUGGAAGCUCUCUGUACUCACUGGUCUGGCCUGGAUGGCAGAUGCCAUGGAAAUGAUGUUACUUAGUAUUCUGGCUCCACAGCUUCACUGUGAAUGGAGAUUACCCAGCUGGCAGGUGGCUCUGCUCACAUCGGUGGUGUUUAUUGGAAUGAUGUCCAGUUCAUCCCUCUGGGGCAAUGUUUCAGACCAGUAUGGCAGGAAGACUGGUCUGAAGAUCAGUGUCAUCUGGACCCUCUAUUAUGGGAUUCUCAGUGCAUUUGCUCCAGUCUAUAGCUGGAUUCUUGUACUUAGAGGGCUGGUUGGUUUUGGAAUCGGUGGUGUCCCUCAAUCGGUGACUUUGUAUGCAGAAUUUCUACCCAUGAAAGCAAGAGCCAAGUGUAUAUUAUUGAUAGAGAUCUUCUGGGCUAUAGGAACAGUGUUUGAGGUGCUCCUGGCCAUCUUUGUGAUGCCCACUCUGGGCUGGCGUUGGCUUCUCAUCCUCUCUGCCCUGCCACUCUUUCUAUUUUCCAUCUUAUGCUUUUGGCUCCCAGAAAGUGCCAGAUAUGAUGUCUUGUCAGGAAAUCAAGAAAAGGCCCUUGCUACCCUGAAACGAAUUGCAACUGAGAACGGGGCUCCCAUGCCCCUUGGGAAACUCAUCAUUUCCAGGCAGGAGGAUCGUGGUAAAAUCCGAGACCUUUUCACACCUCACUUUAGAUGUACAACACUUUUGCUUUGGUUUAUAUGGUUUUCCAAUGCUUUUUCUUACUAUGGACUGGUCCUUCUAACUACAGAGCUGUUUCAGGCAGGGGAUGUAUGCAGCAUUUCCAGUCAUAGGAAGACUGUCAAGCCAAAAUGCAGCCUAGCCUGUGAAUACUUAACUGGUGAAGAUUAUAAAGACUUAUUGUGGACCACUCUUUCUGAAUUUCCAGGGGUAUUGGUGACCUUAUGGAUUAUUGACAGAGUUGGCCGAAAGAAGACUAUGGCCAUCUGCUUCUUUGUCUUCUCGUUCUGUUCUCUUCUCCUAUUACUUUGUGUUGGAAGGAACGUUCUCACUGUCUUACUGUUCAUCGCAAGAGCUUUCAUUUCAGGUGGAUUUCAAGCUGCCUAUGUUUACACCCCAGAGGUAUAUCCUACAGCGACACGUGCAUUGGGUCUGGGAACCUGCAGUGGGAUGGCUCGGGUGGGAGCAUUAAUUACACCUUUCAUUGCACAGGUGAUGUUGGAGUCUUCUAUAUAUCUCACAGUGUUGGUCUACAGUGGUUGUUGCCUUCUUGCAGCUUUGGCCUCCUGUUUCCUGCCCAUUGAAACCAAAGGCCGUGGCUUGCAGGAGUCCAGUCACAGAGAAUGGGGACAGGAAAUGGUGGGAAGAGGAACACACAAUGCAGGGGUGACUCCUUCAAACUCGGGUUCCCAGGAAUGAUCUCCUUUCUUCUUCACCCACUGCACAGACACAUAACCCACGAACAGACUGUCUCACAUUUACUAUUAUGUGGUGGGAUCUGAGUGGACAGCAAAAGCAAAGGAAAUGUGCAGAGCUUUUGUUUUGGGGUGCAGGGCAGCUAAUUAAUUGUGCUAAUCAGAUAAUUAAGGACAAUAAUGUAUAUCUAGGUCCUUCAGCUAACCUUUGUGACUAUGGAAGGAUUAGGAUAUGCACACUACAUAGAUGCUCCAUAACUUCACUAAAUUUGCUCUCUAGGAGAACACAGGAACUGAAGUCUCACCAGAUAAUUAUGGGAAUUCAAAAGCCAGUCAUUACUAACAAAUGCUAAGGAUAUACACAUGCAGUUUAUCUGAACAAAUGUAAUUCUGAUUAGAAUAUGUCUCAUCUAGAUUUUUGUUAUAACUAAGGGCCUGAUUAUAAAAAAAACUACUUUAGAUCAUCAGGUCUUAUAUGAGAAGACUGGCUCAAAAUGCUCAGACUUUACUGUACUCACCUAAAAAAAAAAAAAUGCUUCCUAAAGAAAGGUUGUCUUGCUAAAAACAGGCCAGACAGUAUACAGCAUUGCAGAGCCUUGUUAUAAAGGGUGCUGCACUAAACCCAUAUAAAUGUUAAUAUUAAAACUGCCACUCACAUAGGGUAGACAGUUGUGCAAGUUAUUUAUUAGGUGACAAUAAUACCAAAUUCAAAUAACUUAUGAAUGAGACUGUGGAUGCAAUACUGGAAACAUAAUCUGAUAGAAAACACAAAGUUGUCUUUUUCUACGAGUUGAAAUCUCAAUUUCUGUUACAUUAAUCAUAUUUAUAGUCUUUAAUUCUUUUACUGGAUUUACCACAUUCACUUUUUGCAGUAUGACCAUUAUUUUUGUUUGUUUUUUAAAUACCACCGUUUUAUUUUACUGCCUUAUUUUUCAAAGAAUGUCUCAUGUAAGUGUCACGUUCCAAGUUUCAAAAAUCAGGUUGUGUUUCCUCUGGAAGAUCUAAUGGCGCCUUAAUUAAAUGACAUGUCCCAGAAGACUUUAGUAAAAAAAAGAAGCUAUAAAUCACAAUGUCAACUUCAAAAAUCUACCUGAAUUCCAGUUUUGCAGCAAAACUUAACCAACCUGGAUAUGACAGGGUCACUGGGGUAGGCUGGUAAUUUGUGAGAAAGCUUGAACUUUAAAUGAGAGCAAGAUAGCUAGGAUGGUGUCUGGCCUGUAUCCUCACUGUUGCCAUGGUGACGGGUGGCAGUAUCAGUACACAGUCAUUGUAACAUCUGAAAGAUGUUAUGCAGACAGAAAAGUGAAUGUUCGUGUUUGAAUGUACAGAUUUUUGCUGAAUGCAUCUCAGUGUUUCUAUGUGUAAGAAACUUGUUUUAUGAUCUUCUGUCCACAAUGCCUUGUUGACUUGGAUUUUACUGUAUGUUGAAUAUUUUAUGUUGAUUAAAGUUUUUAUAUUAAACUGA
This is a messenger RNA of Bombina bombina (fire-bellied toad), 3190 nucleotides long. It is a transcript of the gene SVOP, whose product is annotated as SV2 related protein. NCBI's taxonomy places the organism in Eukaryota, Metazoa, Chordata, Amphibia, Anura, Bombinatoridae. Gene Ontology annotation, cellular component: membrane. The coding region runs from base 83 to 1729 and encodes 548 amino acids. Gene Ontology annotation, biological process: transmembrane transport. The record is from RefSeq and is a predicted model, not a curated record. Gene Ontology annotation, molecular function: transmembrane transporter activity. The transcript has 16 exons.